UGUUUUCCAUGUUCGGGUUGAAUGCGGGACUUUUUAAAAGUGCGCUUCAAACAGUAAAUGCAACGGUUCGCAUUCGUAUGAUUUUUCCACUGCUCACAAGAAAUUAGAGGAAACUGCCGCACAAAUACCUGGUGGAUAGUAAAAUUGUGUUAGAAAAGAGUUUGUCAACUUUUUUCUAUCAGCCAAAAAGUCCAAUUCGAGUAUAAAAUAAUUAAAAGAAGAUUGUGGAACGAGCAGCAGCAGAAGAGUGCAAGAUUAGCGUGAAGCGCUUCGAUUUUAGCAUUUGGAAAUUAGAUAUCGGCAAGAGAUUUAAGUAAAAUGGUUGGCGCAACGAAAAUUCGCAAUGACGAGAAUGAGGCCAAUAAUUACACAAAGGUAAAAAAUUUUGGUCUCACUAAUACCACGGAAGUUACAAAGCGUGCGGCUUUGGGAGAUCUGCAAAAUCGGGCAGUUCUACGGCACGCAGCCGCCAAGGAUGCCGCCCAAAAAGAUGUUGAUGCUAAAUUGAAAAAUGUAAUCCAAAACACAAAGUCACGUGUUGACACACAUUGGAAAAAAGCGCCAGGUGCUGUUGCAGCAUCUAUCAAGCCCAAUGCAACUGCAGCUGCCGAACAGCCUAAAAAAAAUGUUACGAGGUCGAAUUCUUUGCGCGGACCCAAUGGUGUCGUGCCAUCGGCACUUCAACGCAAUGUCGUGUCCGGCCUGAACAAACCCAAGACGCUUACUGUAAAAGUAGUUGAAAAUAAAUUACAACAGGCAAAACUCAGUAAAACCAAGGUUACAGAGGAGGCAAAGACUAAAAAGUCAGUUACCGUAGGAGAACAUCUAGCAUUGCGGCGGGAAGAUAGCAACUUGUCACGGAAAUCCUUAACAAAAUUGAAAGCAGCAUUGUCACGAGAUAGCGGCUCCAAGGUCAUAGCGGCAAAGGCAACAGCGCAGAGUAUAAAAGGCAAGCAGGAACCAUUAGCAGCAAAAGAACCAAGAGAUUCUGGCUCUGAAAUCAGCAAGCAGUCUUCAUUAAAAAUCAAAAGCGUGCAAACACUCUCACCCGAGGGUAUAGAAGGCGUUGAAGACAUUGACUCUGGCGAUUCUGAUCAACUUUUACUCGUGUCUGAAUAUGUAAAUGAUAUAUAUAAUUACCUAUUUCAAUUGGAGGAGGAACAAUAUAUUCGCAAAAAUCAUUUGGAUUGUCAAGAUGAAGUUCAUCCUAAAAUGCGCGCUGUGCUAAUUGAUUGGAUCAAUGAAGUGCAUUGUCAAUUUCAUUUGGACCCAGAAACAUUCCAAAUGGCCGUAGCCAUUAUAGAUCGAUACUUACAAGAAGUAAAGGAUACGAAACGUAUACAUUUGCAAUUAGUUGGCGUCACUGCGCUAUUCAUUGCAGCUAAGUACGAAGAGCUAAUACCACCAUCAAUUUCCGAAUUUGUUUUCAUUACUGAUGACACCUAUAACUCGAAACAAAUUGUGCAAAUGGAAUUGAAAAUCUUCAAAACUCUCGAUUGCAAUUUGGCCCGUCCUUUGCCAAUACACUUUUUGCGUCGCUUCUCAAAGGCGGCUAAAGUAGAAGAUAUACAUCAUGCGAUGGCCAAAUAUUUCAUCGAAUUGACAUCAAUCGAAUACGAUUUAGCAGCAUACAAACCGUCUGAGAUCGCCGCUUCGUCGCUCUUCUUGGCUUUACAUUUGCUCAAAGACAAUGCUAAAUUACCAACUGGCUUUAACAACAAGCACUGGACGCCCACAAUGCAGUGGUAUUCUCACUACUCGGCUGAACAUUUGCGACCCAUAGCCAAGAAGAUUGCUGCGGUGGUGCGUAAUGCACCCGCUGCCAAACUGAAGUCUGUCUAUACCAAGUAUCAAAAAUCGAAAUUUUAUAAGAUUUCGUUGCGCUCAGAGUUAUAUGAUAAACUAAUUGAUUCCAUAAUUAAUCACGCUGAAUGAGGAAGAUUUAAUGAGUGCAGUUACAGCGACUGGAGCUGCAAUGCGUUAAAAUUCUGUUUAUGUAGUUUAGUUUAAUUGUUUUUCUUUUAUUUUAUAAACUUUUCAUGAUUUUAUAACAUAUUUCAUUAUAAUAUAUUUUUUUACUUUUAAGUAUUAUGCGACAAUUUAAAAUAAGACAACACACAUACUAACUCACCGUCGGACAGAAAUCAACAUAAGUUUUUCCUUCCAUAUAAUGUGCGGCAUUAAAGGAAGGUUGAAAUCCGGAACAGAAGAAUGAUGUCGAAAGCAGCAACACGCAAGUGCAAGACUUCUACCAUGUAUGUAUGUAUUAACACUGGGGCAUUCCUUUAGUACUAAAUAUAGGCUGACUUCCAACACGUCACUUGCUUUGCAUACGUACAAAGUAUAAUGUUCCAUAGCGCCGAACUACAAAGUGUUGACAAUGUAUACUUUUUCAAAAAGCAUCCGAAAAGUAAUCGAAACGUAUUGCUAGACCACUCAGCGCAUCAGAAACAAAGUUGAUGCUUCGUUGGUUAUUAGUUACCAUUGGUGUUUUAAAAUUGGAAAAUACAGAGAAAUUGUUCUUCACUAUAUUUAAUAUUUAAAAUUUUAAUAUGCAAUGUAUAUGGUGGCAAUGUGUCGCAACUCUGCAUAUACAAACAGUAUAACAGUUUCCAAACAUUGUAUUGAUACGUUUUGGAAGUCGGCCAUCCUUUUAAGAUGUGUGUGUGUAAUAGCAAAUGCGAUAUUUGUUAAAUGUUUCCAAUAUGUAACUUUUCCUAUAUGUGAGGAAAAUACCGACAAUGCAACGUAUAUUACUAACUGAUUGUACUCCAUAAAAACAUUUUGUAAAGUGGCGGUUGGAAAGAAUAUUUAGAAUAAUUCUUCGGCAAGCAAUUUAAUUAUCUUAGUAGCAUAUUGUGUGUCAAAGUUAAAUGUUUAACCUAUCCAACGCAAUCAGCAUAUCAGCGCCCUUUAGUAAUUUAGUUAAAACUAUGCUCAAAUUUAGCUGAUUUAUACAACUUCUAUGUAUGAUUAAAAACAAUUGUACGUAAAUUUAAGUUUGAGUUUAUUAUUAAAAAUUGUACACCCUACCAACAAUUUUAUAAUGAUAGACGGGAUUGUGAGGGCUGUGGCAACUAAAAUUCCGCAAAAAUUAUAGCAAUAAAUGUAUUUAGUGAUGUUUGCCAAA
Rhagoletis pomonella (apple maggot) is the source of this 3130-nucleotide messenger RNA. It is a transcript of the gene CycB, whose product is annotated as G2/mitotic-specific cyclin-B. Lineage: Eukaryota; Metazoa; Arthropoda; Insecta; Diptera; Tephritidae. Gene Ontology annotation, cellular component: nucleus; cyclin-dependent protein kinase holoenzyme complex; cytoplasm. Gene Ontology annotation, molecular function: cyclin-dependent protein serine/threonine kinase regulator activity. The transcript is spliced from 5 exons. The record is from RefSeq and is a predicted model, not a curated record. Gene Ontology annotation, biological process: mitotic cell cycle phase transition; regulation of cyclin-dependent protein serine/threonine kinase activity. Bases 319 to 1935 code for a protein of 538 amino acids.